Molecule: messenger RNA, 2092 nt
Organism: Stylophora pistillata
Lineage: Eukaryota; Metazoa; Cnidaria; Anthozoa; Scleractinia; Pocilloporidae
Product: transient receptor potential cation channel subfamily M member 3
Biological process (GO): monoatomic cation transmembrane transport; metal ion transport
Cellular component (GO): plasma membrane
Molecular function (GO): monoatomic cation channel activity
Source: RefSeq, a predicted model, not a curated record
ACGCCUUUUAAUAUUGCUCGUUUCAUUAAUAUCAAUCAUUAGCCGAAAUCACCACAUUUGACAUCACCGUCAUCGGAGAUGAAUGAAGUAAAUUUAAGCACGAGUAACCUUAUCAGCUCGGACGAGGAAAAUGAAAACAUCGACGGAAAGGAGCCGACGAAAACACAGGAAGGUAAGGCAUCAUGGAUUUACCGGACAUUUAGAAAAAGAACCUGCCGUUGGUUUAUUCCAUCCAUUCAAAAUGAUCAUAGAUGCUGUUGUGGGCGCUUGAAGCAGCACCAUAACGGUGAAGCAUUGUUGUCAACUGGAAAAGCAGGAGACAUGUGGCAAGUGUCUAAACAUUCUUUCACCAAACCAACCAAUGCAUAUGGAGAACUGGAAUUUCAAGGGGCUGGGCAAGUCAGCCGAGCCAAGUAUAUCCGUGUAUCUCAGGACACGGACCCUGAAAUGGCUCUGCGCCUGCUCUGUAAGGAAUGGAAGCUGGACCUUCCCAAAUUACUUAUAUCAGUGACUGGGGGCGCAAAGAAUUUUGUGCUUCAUCCGAGACUGAAACAAGUGCUGAGGCAGGGCCUUCUUAAGGCUGCACAAACCACAGGAGCCUGGAUCAUAACUGGUGGCACCAACACAGGUGUAAUGCGUCACGUGGGGGAGGCUGUACGAGGUCACACAGUUAUGUCACGUGGUGCUCAACUGAAGGACAAUACCCAGCAAGUUCAUUUGAUUGGCAUAGCGACCUGGGGAAUUGUGGAUCACAGAAAAACUCUCGUCGAGCGAACGCAUGGUGUACCUGUGGUACUCCUGGUAUUAGAAGGAGGCCCAAACACCAUUCGCACAGUCCUAGAAUCUGUAGGAAGGAGUCCUGCUGUACCAGUAGUUGUUGCAGAAGGUAGUGGCCGAGCAGCAGACAUUUUGGCCUAUGCACAUCGGUUUAUUUCUCAGAGUAGCUGCGAUGGAGACCUUCAGGAAAUGGUAGAUGUUGUGGAACAUCACCAACUGUUCGUCAAAAUAGAAAAAGCUUUCCCUGAAUGUGAUGAGGAAGAAUGUCUGAAGAUCUACGAAAAUGUUCUGAGAUGCGUGGGAAACAAGAGAUAUAUCACAAUUUUCAGUGUGAACGAAGACGGGAUGGAUAUUGACCGGGCAAUUUUAAAAGCACUUUUAAAUGGUAAUUUAUCAUUCUCGCCUUCCAGCCGUACAGAAAGCACGGACUCUCUCGGUGUUAAAAAGAGAUGGAUGGAUGCGUCUGAGAGCCCCAUGGUAGAUCCCAGUUUAGGACGGAAGCUGUUCGAUUUUUAUCGGGCGCCCAUUACCAAAUUCUGGGGAAAUGUGAUUGUCUACUUCAUGUUCCUGUUAGUUUUCUGUUACGUGAUUUUAGUUCGUCUUCCGGUGACUCCUCCUCCCCAAGAAAUCAUCCUCAUCAUAUUUGUAUUUACACUUUUCACAGAGGAAGUCAGGCAGGUACUCCAUUCGGAAUCUAAGAGUCUACUCAAGAAAUUCAAAGAAUGGGGUUCCUGCAAAUGGAAUUUGUGUGACGGCUGUGCCAUUCUGUUAUUCUUUGUCGCUGCUGGUUUUCGCUUGAACCCAGAAACUCUCAAGAUAGGUCACAUGCUCUACUGCCUCGACAUCAUGUUGUGGAUCAUCCGGGUUCUCGAUAUUUUCUCGUUUAGCAAAGUUCUUGGACCUUAUGUCGUUAUGAUUGGUCGAAUGCUGUUUUUUGUUUUUGUUUUUGUAGAGAAUCAAAACAACACAGCGUUCAACACACCUCGUUUUGAUGCAUUUGGUGGAACACUCGUGACUGUCAUAAUGGCACUGUAUCUGUUGGUCGCUAAUAUUUUACUGCUCAAUCUCCUCAUCGCUAUUUUCAACAACACGUUUUCCAAUGUUCAAGCCAACUCAAACCAGAUCUGGAAAUUUCAGCGGUAUCAGUUGAUCAUGGAGUAUGCGCAUAGACCUGUGUUGGUGCCUCCGUUCAUUAUCAUCAAUCAUCUGCAUGUGAUAAAUAUAAGGAUGUGCAUGGGAUUGAACAGUCGCGCUCUCAACGUUAAAAAAGAUCUGGACUAUUUUUCAAUAAGGACAAAAUUAACCGCGAUGAAGG